This is a messenger RNA of Lindgomyces ingoldianus, 776 nucleotides long. RefSeq lists its product as uncharacterized. NCBI's taxonomy places the organism in Eukaryota, Fungi, Ascomycota, Dothideomycetes, Pleosporales, Lindgomycetaceae. Bases 1 to 657 code for a protein of 218 amino acids. The transcript is spliced from 7 exons. The record is from RefSeq and is a predicted model, not a curated record.
AUGAAUCGUUCCAUCUCGGGUUGCCCGGAACCUAUCCGAAGGGUCCCCGUAUCAGCCCCGACCCUGACUCGACCUGGCCCCGACCCUGCCCUGCCCCCUGCUGUUACCCCUAUUCCCCCAAGUAUUUAUUUUCUGAUAUCCUUUCGUACGAGGCCUAUAGGUGUCAAUGGUAUUCCUAGUGGAUUCCUACCGCAUUCGGAUCCAUGUCUUGCCUGCGCCGCUACAGAUACUAAGCCUCUACUAAAGGAAAUCAUGCUGGAAGUGUUAGAUGAGAUUAAACGAAUCCGGCAGAAGGACCCGGAGGAUUCUACCCAACUGCUCCACUGGCUUCAAGUACAAUGGAACGACAUAACGCCAAAAACUCCCUUGGGGCGGUCUCGAUAUGAUGGCGGUCUCAUGCAGAGUUGUCAACAAACAAAAUUGACUCCAGGGUUUGAUUUGUUUGAGGCCAAUUUGGCGGCACCCUCAAGAGUGAAUUGUUUUCUUUUGUUGACAUCUCUGCUUCAACCGUACUAUCAAGUAUCCCGGCACCCAUCCGAACCUGUAAGAGGACCGUACACCCUCUUCCAAAGCUUGUUCUACCCUUCCUAUCGCUCCAUCUUUACCCUUCACGUGAUCAAUCGUCACCGUGACUUGUUGCAAAUUGGUGUUGCGUGACCAUGCAGGUAUGUGAAAAGCUAAAGUGUAGUGUUCUAGUCUCAGUGCUUUGCUCCUAAGUAUUUAUUUACAUCUAUUGCAGUAAAGGCAGUAGGAGCUACAGUAAAGGUCGUAGGGGC